Messenger RNA from Colletotrichum godetiae, 534 nucleotides. RefSeq lists its product as uncharacterized. The record is from RefSeq and is a predicted model, not a curated record. NCBI's taxonomy places the organism in Eukaryota, Fungi, Ascomycota, Sordariomycetes, Glomerellales, Glomerellaceae. Bases 119 to 478 code for a protein of 119 amino acids. The transcript has a single exon.
CCCCAGCCCGUUUUCCACCGCUCACCCCUCCCUCUCCGCCUGCUCACCUCUUCGCUCUUCUCGCACUCACUCUUUCUCUUCUCACACCUUUUUACCUGCUGCUGCGCCUUACCAGGCCAUGAUGGAAAAGGUGCAAGGCACCUUUCCCUGGUCUUGGUCUGCGCCAUCAGAACCUAUGUCUGCAUACCGGUCUAAUGCACAAGUUGCAGCCUUAGUCAUUGGUCUCACUCAGAUGACAUCCACCGUCGACUGCCAGAGGUCCCACUGCUGCCUUAGACGGUUCUCUACCAAUUGCCUAUCCUAUAAGGUCGUGAUGCCUUCGCUCCUUUCCAUUUCCCCAUCCCUAGUCUACUCCAGUAUAAGUCAUCACGAACACACUCACUUGGGUUCCCUUUCCUAUUUCCUAUUUCUGCCUUGUUCCCCUUGCUUCUCUGCAUACCUGGCAGCGUUCAGUCUCUCUGAUCAAUCAAGUCGAUAACCCCCCCAACCAAACAACCAGCAACACACACUUCCUCGAGAGAUAAAGUCGUCCAC